AUGGGCCAUAGGCUUUUCAACGCCAACGCCAGCGCCGGCACCAACGAAGAGAGCGACAAAGAUCUCGGCAACAGGGAGCUAUCAGAUGACUCUUGCACACAAGACAAGUGCGAACUUUGCGAGCUGGCUGACGAAUCUAUCACUGUGAUCGACGCUGAUCUCUAUAUGACUUUGCACUCCGUUAACCAAAGCAUUGGUCGUCGUGAAAAGAUGCAAAUGGACAAGGAAGCUCUUGCAGAGAACCAGAGUCGUGUGCAUUUUCUCAAGUACGAAAGAGGAUACUUUGAGGGAGACCAGUCGGAAAUCGAAUGCAGAGAGUCUGACUGCAAGGCUCUGCAAGAGUUCAUCGAACACAUGGACAAACACUGA
Colletotrichum fioriniae is the source of this 369-nucleotide messenger RNA. RefSeq lists its product as uncharacterized. NCBI's taxonomy places the organism in Eukaryota, Fungi, Ascomycota, Sordariomycetes, Glomerellales, Glomerellaceae. The record is from RefSeq and is a predicted model, not a curated record.